UGCUUCCUGCUGCUACAUUCUCACCAGUACAGUAUUACGAGCGGCGUAGUCCCUGCUGAAAACCUGCUGGACUGGCCCUUCGAAGCCGAACUCGAGAAAUCCUGCACUUACCUCUUUUUCCUUCGCUACUUGCUAUCGUAUGCUAUUCAAACUAAUGAGUACAUCUUAAACUGUAUAAACGCCGCGCCACUGGCGACGGAGAGAAAAUGAACAAACCUGCUCGCUUAUCCGCUUUCGAAGCCAAAACAUGAAUGUUUCAAGCAUAAAUGCUGCAGAUUUACAUGCUUGCAUAAGGCGAGGUCGGGGCUAGCGAGCCUCUGCGCCCCGCGAGGACGCGCCAUGACACUUGAAAAGGGGAAACACUAUGGGCAGGAGUCUUUGCAGCAGACCCUGCAGGAUAAGGCGCGGACGCGGCUCAACAACCCGACGCCCCACCAGGCGCCGCAGCGCGAGCGCGUCAGUCGGGCACAGGUCCCGGGCCAUCGCAGCUCGCCGUCGCGGCAGCGCCGCGGCAGCAGCAGCGCGCGUGGAGGCGGCGGCGCCGGCGGCGCCGCUGGCGCUGCGGGUGGCGAUGGCGGCGGCGGGUCGGGCCGGUCUUGGAAGUCCCUCAUCCGGCCUGAUGUCAACAUGGGCGUGCCUACCCUCAUGAUGAUCCUGGAGCCCAAUGUGGUUUGGGAGCACACGCAGGCCUUCGUGUCCGCUGUGGGCCGCGAGGUGGAGGCCAGCGUGACGCCCGGCGAGUUCUUCCAGGGCUGGCACCGCGGGGGCCGGCGCGCACACGGCUGCUACGAGGGCAGCUACUGGGAGCUGAUGGGAGACUGCGACGAGCUGGCGGACAUGCUGAAGAAGCUGGCCAAGCUGGCGGACAUGCUGAAGAAGCUGGCCAAGGCUCCAGCGCUGCUCGAGGAGCCGCCGCUGGAGCUGCCGCCGCCUCCUGAGCUGCCGGCCUGGGAGGACUUCAAGCCGGCGCUGCACGUGGUCCCCGCCGCGCCCAGCCUGCCGCCGCUCAAGCUGCCGCCCUUUCGGCCGCCGCUGCUGGAGGCCGACGUGCCCUUCCUGGAGCCCGAGUAUGUGCCGCUGCCCACAGUGCCCUCGCAGCCCAAGGAGGAGCCCACGCCACGCUUCCUGGCGCCCGAGCUCCUAGAGCUGGAGCCGCUGCAGGAGCCGGGCUACAUGGAACCGGCGCCGCCCGUGCUGCCGGAGCCGCCGCGUGCGCCCGCCUUUGGCGCGCCCAAGCACGGCCACGACUGGACCGGCACCCGCCCCUUCCAGACGCCGUUUGCGGACCUGCCGCCGCUCAUGCUGCCGCCGCGCCCGGAACCGGGUGCGGAGCCGCUGCCCGCGGACUUCCCGCAUGAGGAGCUAGAGGAGCUGCCCGCCUUCACGCCGCCCCUGCAGGAGCCGCUGCCCGAGUAUGCGGCCCCGGCGCUGUCGCUGCCGUCCUGGUCGGCACCUCGCGAGCCCGGCCCCGUGGGGUUCCUGCGCGGCACCAGCCCCGUGAUCAUCUGCGACGUGUCCGGCACCAUGCACCCGCGGCAACAGGGACAGUUCCGGCAGAUGAAGAAGUGCGCCAUGGAGCUGCUGGACCCGGAGGGGCCAGUUCUGGAGAAGUGCGCCAUGGAGCUGCUGGACCCGGAGGGCGAGAUCGCCACCGCCGCCUUCGGCUUCGACGUGGUCACCUUCUGCUCCUCCGCCUGGUCGUGGGCGGCAGGGUAUGGCGAGCGCAUGGGGCUACUGCAGAGCAGCCAGGUCCUGUACAGCGGGCGACAGGUGGGCGGCAAGUUCAGCGGCCGCGUCAGCAACCGCGACCCCAGCCCCUUCCGCAACCUCGACCGCGGCAGCACCGGCGGCACCGGCUCCCCACGCGCCGGCUCCCCCGCCCGCACCGGCGGCGGCGCCCGCUCCCGGCCCGAAUCGCCGGAGCGCGGCAGCGGCUCGCCUAGCCGCCUGGUUGACGGCUCGGGCGGCAGCCUCACCACACAAGGAGGGGGCGCAGGAGGGGGAGGGGGAGGAGGGGGCGGGGGCGGGGGCGUGGCACGCAGCAGUCUGCGGCCGGCGCAGCCCGAGCUGCUGUCAGACGCGCAGCGGUGGGUGGCCAACUGGCCUGACGCUGUGGGGCAGACGCGGCUGAUGACGGGCUUCAGCCUGGCAGACAGCCACGUGGGCGCGGACUGCUGGUACGUGCUGUCGGACGGGCUGGCUCACGACCAACAGGCCUGUGUGGAGUUUCUGAUGCGCAAGGCGGCGGAGGGGCAGCCGCUGCCCGUCAUACACGCAGUCGGCUUCCUCCCCGCCGACGCGGCCGCGGACUGCGCCGGCGAGCGCUUCCUCCGCGGCCUGGCGGACAUGACGGGAGGCAGCUACCAGCGAUACACGCCCGAGGUCACCAAGGUGUGGCAGCCCAGCAAGGGCUUUGUGGUUCUGGACACGCGGCGUGAGGGCGUGGAGGCGCGCGGGGAGCGGCACUGGGCGGAGCAGCAACUGCGGGCUGAGCGGCGGAAGAACCUGAGGCUGGGCAUUGUGGAGCCAAUCGAGGCCACCAUGGAGCGGGUGGCCGCACUGCACCACGCCAUGCGUGUGCCCGUGGCCGCCGCCAACGCGGCGGCGGCGGCGGAGGCGGAGGCGGCGCACGAGGCGGCGGUGGCGGCGGCGCGCAGCCGCAACCAGGCGCGGGUGGACUGGGCGCGGCAGCUGUUCCUGGAAGCGCAUGCAGACUGGGAGCGGACGUACCUGGACCGGCUGCAGGAGUGGGAGGACGGCAAGGUGGUGCUGGAGCAGCAGCGGGAGGAGCAGCUGGCGGCAGCCCGCGCCGCCGCCGGCCCCGGCGCCGCCAUCAGCUACGGCCUAGGCGGCGGAACCACCCUCGCCACCUACACCUCCUCCUCCGGAGCAGGGGCGUACGGCGGCGGCGGCGCCGCCGCCGCCGCCGGAUCGCGGCCCACAAGCGCGACGGCGUUCGGCGCCAACUCGCGCCCUCGCUCGGCGGCGGCUCAGGCGCACCUGUCGCCGCGGCUGGCACCCAGUGAGGCGCGGGCGGCGGCGGCGGCGCUGGAGUAUGACCUGACCAUGGGGCUGGACCGGCACGCGGAGAAGCUGUCGCCCGCACCCACACCGCCCGGCUCGCGCCCCGGCUCAGCCGCAGUGGGGGCAGGAGCAGCGGGAGGAGGGGGCAGCGCCGGCACGUCGCCCAUUCGCGGCAGCACGGGGCCGGGGCCGGGGGCGGCGGCGGGCGGGCGGCCUCGCAGCGCCAAGCCACCCACUGCGUCGGGCGGCGCGGGGGCGGAUGAGUACCUGGAGAGCAUUGCGGAGGACCUGGCGGAGGCCUCCGGCCCCCUCGACGCCCUGUUCUCUGGCCUCACCCCCCGCGGCGCCCAGUCCACCUCACGACUGGCCAUCGCCUCGGGCGUCGCCGCCUCCGCCGCCCCCCGCUCCGCCCAGCAGCCCUAUCCCGGCCCCGACAAUCAUACCCAUAACCAUGACAAUGACGAUGCCGAUACAGACACCAUUGAUGAUGACGGCGGUCCGGAUGUGCGGCCCGCCUCCGGCUCCGGCCGCGGCGGCGGCGCCGCCGGCAGCCGCGGCGGCAGCGGCGGCCGUGGCGGCCGCGACCAAGACCAGGACCGACACCGGCCGUCGCCGUCGCAGCAGCGGCCGCUGAGCGGGCGCGCCAGCGGCGGGAUCGGCGCGGAGCGCCCUCCUAGCGGCCGCACGAGCGGAGGUGGUGGAGGCGGUGGUGGAGGCGGUGGUGGGGAUAGGCCCGUGAGUGGGCACCGGUCGUCCUCUGGGGCGCUGGGCGGUUUCGGCGGCAGCGGCGGCGGCGGCGGCGGUUUCGGCGGCGGCGGCGGCAGCAUGCGGCCGACGUCGGCGGCUCGGCUGGCGGCGCUGCUGCCGGAGGGGAGUGUGCUGCCGCCGCCGCUGCCGGAGCCGUCGGCGCCGCUGGGCCCCUUGCCGCACGAGGGCAGCGACGAGUUCAAGGCCGGCGCCGAGGGUCGCUACCAGGCGGAGCUGGCGCGUGUGUUGGCGGAGAACGAGCGACUGAGGGCGGCACACACAGCAGAGGUGGAGGAGCGCAGGGGCAAGGAGGCGGCGCACGAGCAGGCGCUGUGUGUGCGGCUGGGUGAGGAGUAUGAGGAGGCGCGCGCGGCGGCGGAGGCUGACCACACCGAGCUGUGCGCCUUCCUGCGCGCCGCCAACGAGCAGCUCACGGAGGAGGCGAGGCGGAGGUACACGCAGGCCAUCACCGACGUGCAGGCGGCCCACGAGGAGGAGUGCGCCUGCCUGCGUGAGCAGCACGCGCGCGACCUGGAGCGCGUGUCCAAGUACAACGCCGACAUCUGGCCGCGGGUGCACGUGGCACGACUGGCGCUGGCCGAGCUGGGCCGAGUGCAGGCGUUUGCCGAGCACAUCAAGUUCUGCGCCAACAAGUUUGAGAUGGGCAUCAACCUAAUGCCCAACACACCCAACUGGGACCGAGUGGUGGAGAUGCAGGCUCUGACCGAGGCUCUUGACCGAGCCUUCCCCGACCUCCCUCGCGAUCAGCUGCCAUGGCCCGAGCACGAGCAGCGCCUGACGCCCGGCACCGGCUGGGUGGCGCCGCCGGCGCCGCGUCCGCUCACCUACCGCGACCCUGCGGAGCUCAUUGCCAAGAUCGCGGCGGGCAAGGCCACGCCGGGCGGCUCAGCCGUCCCCUCCCCCCGCACCACCUCCCCCCGCGCCGCCGCCGCCGCCGCUGGCAGCCGCGGCUCCCCCGCCGCCGCCGGUGCCGCAGGCGACGCCGCUGGCGCCUCCAUGGCGGCCUUCGCCGCUGCUGACGAGCAGCUGGCUUUCCUGCAGCAAACCUACGGCGGCCCCCGCACCCUCACUCGGCCCCUGUCCGCCGGCCGAGGCCGCUUCGCCGGCGUUCUGGCGGCUUCUGUGGAUACAGGCGCCUUCACAGGGGCAGGGGGAGCAGCAGGCGGCGGCUCGCAGCGGCCCUUCUCGGCGCUGCCGGGCGGCGGCAUGGCGGGCGGCAGGAUGGUGGCGGAGGCAUGGGGCGGCGCCUCGCCUUCCGCCAUCUCCUCCCCCGGGAGGCCGCUGUCAGCCACGCCCGGCGGCGGCGCGGGAGGCGGCGCGGGAGGAGCGGCGGCGGGAGGCGGCGGCGGCAGCGGCGGCGCGGGGGCGGGCGGGUACCAGAACCCCUCCGCCUGGCGGCGGAGCAACACCACCGCAGGGAUCCUCAACUCCCCGCGCGCGCCCGUUGGCUCCGCCGCGGCGGCGGCGGCGGCGCUGGCGGCGGCGGCAGCCGCCACCGCGGCCGGCGGCGGCGGCGGCGGACGCAUGCGCCCGUCCACCGCGCGCCCCUACUCCCCCUACCAGUCCGGCUCCCCCACCUUCCGCGCCUCGCAGCAGCAGCAGCAGGACGGCAGCCCUGGCGGCGGCGGUGGCGGCGGCGGCGGGCUGGCGGCGUCGCGGCCGCGCAGCGCGGGUCCUCAGCCGCGGCCGGCACGUGUGGCGGUGGAUGUGGGGCCGCUGGCGGCUAGCGUGGCGAGGUCCCGGGCGCAGGCGGGGGUGCACACUGCGCCGGGGCCGGGCACGGCGCUGGCGGGUUUUGCACGGGACGUGCCAAAGCUGCGGUACCCGGAGGUGGACGUGCAGCAGCCCCUGAGCGUGGCGCGGUAGAUGGCUCGGGCUGGUGUGAGGAAUUGUGGGGAUGGGAACAGGGGUGGAGGUGGUUGUGUACUGUGGCUGUGCCAGCAUGGUUUGUGUGGCUGUGAGUGUGGCGGGGUGCGUUGUGGAAUGUGCGUGUGGCAUUUCGUGCACAGGCCGCGACAAGGUGGGGAUCUGAGACCGACCUGAAUGGCGUGCGUUUUUAUGCGAUGCAGUGUUUAGCUCGGAAGGUUUUGACAUGCGCUACUCACAUGCGGCGGGCGCAGUUGAAUGCAUGUGUGCAUGCCAGGACAGCUACAUGGUAUGGAGUCGCAGACGGGAGGCACUGUACAUGCAAAUAGGCAGAUGCGGCAAAUCGCAACUGACCGGUGUGGCAUGUUGACGCCGCCCGCCCGCCGCAGCUCGGCCCGGUGCAGGAAGCCGAUGUCCAACAGGUUGUCCACCGCGGCCUGGGGGCGGAGCAGACUGUAGAUUCAUACAAUGCACCCCCUGCGGACCUACCGUAUCAGCAUCCAGUGUGGUGCGUGGAAAGGGCCUGUGGCGGAGCCGGCGGGAGUCACGUGCCCUUACGCUCGUGCGCUGGACAAGUGAGCACCUUGGUCCCAGCUCUGCUGCUCUGCCCCUGUGGCGUGCAGCACAGCUGUAGAUGCGACAGUCACGCACAUAGCCGUGCACUGAGCAGGAACGUGAAAUCCGCGAAUGGCAGCAUGUGUGUACGCUGGCGCGUGUCGGUCUGGCCGGCUCAUAGGGCUGUCCUCUGCAGAGGCACAGGCUAGCCACGUGCCAAGGAGGUUAGAAGGCUGCGGCGCGCCUCACAGGUUCACGGCUGUAGGCCCAGAAGCGGCCCUGCAUCGCGCACAGGCACUCUCAUGCCGCCUGCAAGCCCACACCGCCUUCCGCUCUGGUCUACGUACGCAUUAGUUCCGCAACGCACGUCGAUAACAGGCACAUUACUAACGGCUAG
Messenger RNA from Chlamydomonas reinhardtii, 6610 nucleotides. RefSeq lists its product as uncharacterized. The transcript is spliced from 27 exons. NCBI's taxonomy places the organism in Eukaryota, Viridiplantae, Chlorophyta, Chlorophyceae, Chlamydomonadales, Chlamydomonadaceae. The record is from RefSeq and is a predicted model, not a curated record. The coding region runs from base 340 to 5658 and encodes 1772 amino acids.